AUGCCUCCGUUAUCACCUUGUAGAGCAGCGUUGCUGCAGGCCUCAAGACGAGCUGUUCAAACGAUACCCCGGCCUUUCAUAACCUCACAAAGAUAUGCUUCCACCAGGAAACAUCCCAAGGGCUUCGAGCCGCCAUCAACAGCCGAGCUAGAAGAGCUACGAGAACGGACGAUCGAGUUCUGCCGAAGAGAGAUCACACACGAUCUUGCUCAGGCAACAGACCACAAAAAUGAGUUUCCAAACGAGCUAUGGCAAAAGCUGGGCGAGGCAGGCUUCCUGGGCAUCACAGCCGAUGAGGACUAUGGCGGGUUGGCGAUGGGAUACCAGGCGCAUUGUAUAGUGCUAGAAGAGCUUAGCAGAGCAUCUGGUAGCAUUGGACUAUCAUACGCUGCGCAUUCCCAGCUUUGCGUCAAUCAGUUCCAAUUGCACGGCACGGAUGAGCAGAAGUCGCAGUGGUUGCCAGGACUGCUGUCUGGAGAGAAGAUUGGGGCAUUGGCAAUGUCAGAACAUACUGCCGGCAGUGAUGUUGUCAGCAUGAAGACUACGGCAAAGAAGGUGGAUGGAGGAUACCAAUUGAACGGGCACAAGAUGUGGAUCACGAACGGUCCUGAUGCUCAUGUCGUCAUUGUGUAUGCGAAGACCGAGCCAGAUGCUGGAAGCAAGGGCAUAACUGCCUUUUUGGUUGAUACCACGUCCCCUGGGUUCAGUGUAGCGAGGAAGCUGGAUAAGCUGGGCAUGAGAGGGUCGAAUACUGGAGAACUCCUUUUCGACAGUGUUUUCGUGCCUGAAUCAGCUAUGCUUGGACCAUUGAACCGCGGAGUCAAAGUACUGAUGGAAGGUCUCGACCUGGAACGAUUGGUCUUGUCCGCUGGUCCUCUCGGACUGAUGAAGGCCGCCCUGGACGUUACCCUCCCAUACGUGCACGAACGCAAACAGUUCGGUGUCCCCCUCGCCCACAACCAGUUCAUCCAAGGCAAGCUCGCCGACAUGUACACCAAAUACUGCGCCAGCUCCGCGUUCACCUACUCCGUCGCCCGCGCCAUCGACGAAAGCUUCGAGAGCCCCGAGAUCAAAACGCAGGACUGCGCAGGCGCGAUUCUGUAUGCUGCUGAACGGGCAACGGAGUGUGGCAUGGAUGCGAUUCAGUGUCUGGGUGGGAUGGGGUACAUGAAUGAGAUGGCUGCUGGCAGGAUCAUGAGGGAUGCGAAGCUUUAUGAGAUCGGAGCGGGAACGAGUGAGGUUAGGAAGUUGGUGAUUGGGAGGGCUUUUAACAAAGAGUAUGCAGAGAGGUGA
This is a messenger RNA of Zasmidium cellare ATCC 36951, 1293 nucleotides long. RefSeq lists its product as uncharacterized. Gene Ontology annotation, molecular function: flavin adenine dinucleotide binding; 3-methylbutanoyl-CoA dehydrogenase activity. Lineage: Eukaryota; Fungi; Ascomycota; Dothideomycetes; Mycosphaerellales; Mycosphaerellaceae. The record is from RefSeq and is a predicted model, not a curated record. Gene Ontology annotation, biological process: L-leucine catabolic process. Bases 1 to 1293 code for a protein of 430 amino acids. The transcript has a single exon.